AUGCCGAAAUUUGUUCCUAGGCAACGGAAGCACAAAGUGUUAGCUCGAGAGAACAAGCCAUCUACGCCGCAAGAGGACUCCAAUGCUGUCGAAGUCCUGCCGGUUUCAAAGGAUAUUCCUACACUAGGCCUUGUCAAAGGAGCGCAGACUGGAAGUGGUUUGAAGCGGCCUCUGGAGAUUGGUGCAGAUGGCUACCCCGUCCUCAAGAAACGCCAGAAACGCGCCCCGAAGAUUAAGCCGGUUCAAGAACCGGCUGAGGAACCCGAAUGGGAAGGAUUCGAUUCCGAAGAGCUAUCCGCAGAUGAAGGUCAAAUGUCAAGUUCAGAUAGAAGUGGGAGCAGUGGGGACGAGGAAGCGUUGGAAAACAAUUCCGAGCCUAGUGAUGACGAUGAAGAUAUCGGAUCCUCAGAAUUAGAGGAUGAAGAUGAAGAUGAAGAGAUAUCGAAUAAAAAGGUUGCUCCACGGCAAUCCGCUUUUAAAAGCUGGGCCAUCCAGCAAAUCAACGAGGCUGCUGGUUUUAAACCAACAGAUCAUCUCCCGGCUCCAGUUUCUGAAGAAGUAUCGAAAGCAAUGAAAGCAACAAAGUCAGCGCCGGUGGAAGAGGAACCUUUACCGCCCGAGCUUCGAACGACGAAUGGCGAUCCUAGUCGAAAGGCCUUUUCUGUGCCGGUCAAUCGCCCCGAUGAGAUCCAAGAAGCUCGACUUAAGUUGCCUGUUGUUGGAGAAGAGCAGAAGAUUAUGGAGGCGAUAUACAAUAACUCAUGUAUUGUGAUAUGGGGCGCAACAGGCAGUGGUAAAACUACCCAACUCCCACAAUUUCUGUUUGAAGCAGGCUAUGGUAAUCCGCAGAGUGACAAUCCCGGCAUGAUUGGCAUAACUCAGCCGCGACGUGUUGCGGCUGUAAGUAUGGCCAAACGAGUCGGUGACGAACUGGUGCAAUUUUCUGAUCGAGUAUCGUAUCAAAUCCGAUUCGACAGCACGGUGUCCUCAAAAACUGCCAUUAAAUUCAUGACCGACGGUGUUUUGAUACGAGAGAUUGCACAGGACUUCUCGUUGUCUAAAUAUUCUAUCAUAGUCAUCGAUGAAGCACAUGAGAGAAGCGUCAAUACUGACCUCCUGAUCGGUAUGGUUAGCCGUAUCGUGGAUUUAAGGAAAUCAAUGAGUGCAGAAAAUCCUUCCAUACGGCCGCUGAGCCUGGUUAUUAUGUCUGCAACCUUACGGAUUUCGGAUUUCAUCCGAAAUCCAAAUCUUUUCAAGCAGGGUCCACCGCCUUUAGUUCAAGCUGAAGGCCGUCAAUACCCUGUCACUGUUCACUUUUCACGCCGCACUCAUCGCGAUUAUGUUGAAGAAGCGUACCGCAAAGUAUGCAGAGGCCACCGAAAGCUACCCCCUGGCGGAUUCCUCGUGUUCCUGACCGGGCAGAACGAAAUAAAACUCCUAGCCAAAAGAUUGAAGCAGGCUCUCAAACCCACUGGUGCAUCCCAUAAUCUUGAGGCAAAAGUCCAAAUAUCCCCUGCAGAAGCGUCUCUAGAGGCUGAAGACGUUGAGUUUGGCGAAGAGAAAUUAAAACUACAAGGUGAAGAGGAUGAUGAGAGUGAUAUUGAGAUUCAAGGAUUGGACGACGACGAGGAAGAUGAUGAGUUUGACGAAGAAGAGGGAUCAAUGGGCUCGACGGCAAAAGUCCAUAUCCUUCCUUUGUACUCCCAGCUGCCUACCAAGGAGCAGCUCAAAAUAUUCGACCCAGUACCAGAAGGCUCCAGACUCAUAGUGUUGGCAACAAAUGUUGCUGAAACUAGUUUGACUAUCCCGGGCAUCAGAUAUGUAUUCGACUGUGGCCGAUCCAAAGAAAAACAAUACGAUGUCUCCACGGGCGUGCAGAGCUUCCAAGUUGGGUGGAUUAGUAAAGCUAGUGCUAGCCAGCGCUCUGGACGUGCUGGUAGAACCGGACCUGGCCAUUGCUACAGGCUAUAUUCUUCCGCCGUGUAUGAAGAAGCGUUUCCAGAGUAUACGGAGCCUGAAAUACUUCGUACGCCAAUCGAAGGCGUUGUUCUGCAGAUGAAAAACAUGGGAUUGCAUCACGUCAUUAACUUCCCUUUCCCAACGCCCCCGAAUCGUGCUGCUCUCGCGAAGGCGGAAAAGCUGCUCAGGUACCUCGGCGCGCUGGCUGCGAAUGAUCAAGUAACAGAAAUAGGGCGAUAUAUGUCCCUAUACCCGUUGAGCCCGAGGUUUGGAAAAAUGCUCUACAUCGGUCACCAGCAUGGCUGUAUGCCCUAUGUUAUUGCUAUGGUCGCGGCCUUGGCCGUUUCAGAUUUAUUCAUUCAGGAAAGCCAACUCGAUUUGUCUCCGCCGUCGAAGGACGAAGAGGGGGGAGUGUAUUCUAAUGCAGAUCGGCUCGAGGACACUGCUAGAGAACAACGAAGAAAAGCAUACAACAAAGCUCAUCGAAUUUUCAGCAAAUACGAUGAUAAAACGGAUACACUGAAGUUUAUGGCUGCAGUGUGCGCGUACGCUUUCGCCCCUAACGGGGAGACUUUCUGCUCGCAGAUGUUCCUUCGUCCGAACGCGAUGAAAGAAGCCGCUCAGCUUCGUCGCCAAUUGUCUGAUUUGGUGCGCGUAAAUAAUCCAGGCCUACUUGGUUCUUUUGAGCCUCGUCUACGCGAGCCAUCAGACAAACAGAUCCGGGCACUGAAGCAGAUAACCGCCGCCGGAUUCAUUGACCAAAUAGCUAUCCGUGCAGAUGCUGCGCCCAUGCCGCCAGCAAUGGAACGAAAACCAAAGCGCGCUAUUGACGUCCCAUACUUAACCCUCUUCGCAUCCCGAGACGGACACGCGAGGGAACUGGACGAGAAAGCGGUCUACAUCCACCCAUCAUCCAAUCUGGCCAAAUUAUCACCAAGUGAACUUCCCCAAUACCUGGUAUACUCACACUUGCAACAAUCCACAGCGACAUACAUUGGGCAUGUCCCAAAAGUGCGUAUGUUUCCUUUGACACCAGUCAGCGGUUUGCAGCUAUCUGCGUUGGCACAAGGAACACCAUUGAUCCAAUACGGAAAACCCAUUGGAAAGACGGAGUCCUUGGGAGGGUCACCCGAGCGAAGGGAAUGCUGGCUUAUCCCUUCAUUGGUUGGGGAUCCUGGCAGCACAGGAUGGCCGCUCCCUGCGAAGAAGGUGAUCCAAAAGAAGGAUAGGAAAGAAGGAUGGGUUAUUGAGCAAUUUGUUUAG
Molecule: messenger RNA, 3222 nt
Organism: Uncinocarpus reesii 1704
Lineage: Eukaryota; Fungi; Ascomycota; Eurotiomycetes; Onygenales; Onygenaceae
Exons: 2
Coding region: 1-3222 (1073 amino acids)
Biological process (GO): maturation of SSU-rRNA from tricistronic rRNA transcript (SSU-rRNA, 5.8S rRNA, LSU-rRNA)
Cellular component (GO): nucleolus; intracellular anatomical structure
Molecular function (GO): ATP binding; RNA binding
Source: RefSeq, a predicted model, not a curated record